AUGGAAUUAAAUAAUAAUACAGAUAAUAAUAAUAAUAAUAAUACAGAUAAUAGUAAUAACAAUAGUAAUAAUAACAACAAUAAUAACAAUAAUAAUAAUAUAGAUUUUGAAAAUGUUGAUGAUGAUAUAGAUGAUUAUUAUUAUGAUAAUAAGGAUUAUGAAAGUGAAAUUGAAAUUGAAUAUAUUUAUAGUGACGGAGAUGAAGAAGAUGCAUCUGGAAGAGAAAGAGAACUUAUAGGUCAUUUUAACAAUUUGAAUGAUGAGGAGUUCGAGGAGCUCUAUAAUGAAUUGUUACCAGAGUUGGAUCCGGAUUUCGUUUCCGAUUUGUUUGCCAGUGACAAUUCAGAGGAGCGACAGAUCAAUGAAGUCGUUCAAGACGAUAUUAAUCAACUGAGUUCAACUAAUAUCUCACCGAUGUUACUUAGAAGUAGUGGUAGAGGAUUAAGAGCAUCUACAACCACAACAGCAGAUACAACAACCGCACCCAACUCACCAUCAUCGUUGAUCGAGAUGAAGAUACUAUCACCAUUAGGAUUGUCACGUGGAGUCAUUCCAAACCGACCACAACCCACUGCUAAUGCCAUCGAAAGAGAACACCGUCAAGCUCUGAAACUACCUUACUUCACACCGGAGGAUCUUUAUGCCGCCGAUCGACUACUAGCAGCCUAUUUCCGAACUGGUCUUGCACUGAUGACUAUUGGCGUUGGCUUUGGUUCGCGUCUUGGCUACUCACGACACGCUCUCUUUGUAUCGACUUUCUUUUUCUGUUUCGGAAUAUUCGCAGCAAGUCUCGGUUCCAUUCGUAACUUUUUCAUUGUUAAAUACCUCAAACUUGGUUAUAUUCUACCACUGUUUUUCACCACAUUCAUCUUGGUAACUCUAUCUCUCGGACUUGUCGGUGUUAGUAUUUGGGCAAUAUUGAAAUAA
This is a messenger RNA of Heterostelium album PN500, 927 nucleotides long. RefSeq lists its product as uncharacterized. The transcript has a single exon. The coding region runs from base 1 to 927 and encodes 308 amino acids. The record is from RefSeq and is a predicted model, not a curated record. NCBI's taxonomy places the organism in Eukaryota, Evosea, Eumycetozoa, Acytosteliales, Acytosteliaceae.